AUGGCCAUUGAGUAUUUGGUGGAGGAGGUUACCAACAACCAUACCAAUGUCACCAAGCCCAUGAUAAUCAAAGACAUCGCCAAAAUCGGCGAGGGUGCAUUUGGAACGGUGACCCAAGCCCAACUACGCAACGCCACGGCAUCCGAGGACCAGUGGCUCGGGCCAUUUGCCAUCAAGAAGGUGCCAGCACAAACCGAAUACAAGAGCCGAGAACUGGAGAUCCUGAGACAAACGUCCCAUCCUAACGUCGUCUCCCUCAAGUACUUCUUCAACUACCCUAAUCCGGAGGACCGCGGUAAGCUGUACCAGCACUUGGUGAUGGAAUCUUUACCCUGCACGCUUCAGACAGAGAUUAAAAGAUACCACAGUUCGAACCUGAUAUUACACGAGUCGCACAUCCAGGUGUACUCUUUCCAGAUCGCUAGAGGCAUGAACUACUUGCAUAGUUUUGGGAUCUGCCAUAGGGACAUCAAGCCGUCCAAUAUCUUGAUUGACCCAGAUACCUUAGUGCUCAAGAUCUGCGACUUUGGCUCUGCAAAAAAACUGGAAUAUAAUCAGCCCUCUGUGUCCUAUAUUUGCUCAAGGUACUACCGUGCUCCUGAGCUGAUAGUUGGAUGCUCUCUCUAUACGACCCAGAUUGACAUAUGGGGGCUUGGUUGCGUUAUUGCUGAGAUGUUUAUCGGCAAGCCUGUUUUCCAGGGCCAGGACCCAAUGCUUCAGCUCAGAGAGAUCUCGAAGCUUCUGGGACCGCCGGAUAAAGAAUUCAUCUACGAGAGCAAUCCUAGCUACAAUGGACCAAUGUACUCUCACAGGCUGUACACGUCCAAGGUAAGCACCCGGUUCCAGAAAACUUUUUCCCAUGCCAGUCCGGUUGCCGUUGAUCUCCUUAUGAGUGUGCUUGUCUACCGUCCACAAGAUAGACUCCGUCCGCCUGCUAUUUUGGCUCACGAUUUCUUCAAACCGCUGCGGUCGCGGGAUUUCCAAGUCAUCAGUCGCACCACCAACUCCCGAGUCGAUGUCCACCACAUGCUCUACAACUUUAGCGACUACGAGCUACGUGUCCUUGGUGAUGCGGUAAAGGAAAUCCUUGUUGAUGAAUCUUGA
Ogataea angusta is the source of this 1104-nucleotide messenger RNA. RefSeq lists its product as uncharacterized. Lineage: Eukaryota; Fungi; Ascomycota; Pichiomycetes; Pichiales; Pichiaceae. The transcript has a single exon. Bases 1 to 1104 code for a protein of 367 amino acids. Gene Ontology annotation, cellular component: cytoplasm. Gene Ontology annotation, molecular function: protein serine/threonine/tyrosine kinase activity; ATP binding; protein serine/threonine kinase activity. The record is from RefSeq and is a predicted model, not a curated record. Gene Ontology annotation, biological process: protein phosphorylation; signal transduction.